Molecule: messenger RNA, 1783 nt
Organism: Pogonomyrmex barbatus (red harvester ant)
Lineage: Eukaryota; Metazoa; Arthropoda; Insecta; Hymenoptera; Formicidae
Source: RefSeq, a predicted model, not a curated record
UUUGAGUUAUUGCCUUUACUUUCGCUUCAAGAAUUUUAUGAUUAUUGCAUUUCAGGUAUCCUCGCCAGCUUUUCAGAUAUACAGACCGUUUUGCUCGCAUGCAUAUCGACAUUAUUACCGCUGAUCAUCGCAUUGGGGAUCGCCUUCGGCGUCAGGCACGUGUGGCGAAAAUAUCGAAACGAGAGGGACGGUGGAAAUGGCUUGCCCUGGUACAAGAACGUCUGCAAGCGCGAUAAUACGGUCGAGUCGCAACAUCAUCAUCCACAUUCCGGAAAUGUUCCCGUUGAGGCUGCCACGAGGGUCCUCUCCGCGCAAGACUUGGUGAAUGGCCUAGACGUACCCCGUUACAUGUGCGAGACCGAGGUGAUGGAGGACGUAAACGUUGCCCCGGCGGCGGCCGUGAUGGAGUACACCACCACCACCACCACCACCACCACCACCACCAGCACUUCCGGCAAUCAUAUCAGCAAGAACGCAAACGGGAACAUCAUCACCCUCACCCUCAAGAACAAUCAUCUUAUCGUGGAGACGGAGGAGCGCGCGGUAACAAUGGAGGAUAACAAACCGACGUCGAGAUACAAAGACAGUGGUUGUUCAUUUGUGGUGGAAGUACAACCGGAUUAUGAUAAGAAAGAGACGGAGGGUAACAAAGGAUCGUCCGAUGACAUGGCCGCCGGUGUUGCCGAUCAACACGCACUGGUGCACAGGGAGGAAAUACCGGACGACAGAUCUUCAGGCUUCGAAAAUACACGACUGUUUGGGAGCACCAAUACCGGUCUAUCACAGUCAGACCUUUCGAUAUCCAGUCAAGGUUCGGCCAAUCCGAGCUAUCGCUAUGGUAAUCAAGUCGAGUACGAUUCUGGCCACCUUGGUUACCCGAUGUACGGUGGUAGUUACGAGUCCGAUGUCCUGUCGAGGAAGCUAGAGGGACGAUCGAAAUGGGUGGAAUUCGACAAGUCGCCGGAUAUAGAAAAGAUAUUAUUGGACGACUCCAGAAAUUUUGCUAAUGAGGAAGAAGAAGAAGAUAAGAGCCCGCAGUUUUACGGAAAAUCAAAAAACGUGUCAUCUCUGCAAGACGUCGUGAGCGCGGCGAUACGCGGGGGGGACUCGUUGGACAUCGACGGCUUCCCAGACGCCGUGCGAUCGAAUCCGAAUCUUCAGGUGAACGGCACGACGCCCAACAAGCUCGAGAUCAUGGAGCAGAAGGCCCUGAGCAACGACUUCGCCAGCAAGACGGAGAGCAACAAGCCCGUGAUAACCGGCGUGCUGCUGAAGGACGACGUUCAGGAGGACGCGUUCCAGGAGCAGCAGCGUAAACUGGGUAACGGCACGCUAACGCCGGAACACAAGGGGGAGAAGAACAACACGGCGGCACGUAAGCCGGAAGGCAGCGUCUUCGUGCCGAGUCACAAGCGCGCGGGCAGCAUCCCGCCGCGAUUGAUCGAGGAGACGCUCGAGAUGGAUCGCAAGAAGUCGCUGGACAUCUACAAUAAGUACAGUCAAAUCAAAACGAGCACCAGGGGCAUGCUGCCGAGCCUGAGCCCGAAGUUCGAGCUGCUGCAGAACGAGCAGACGGCAACGAUUUCGGAGAUUUGAGUCGAGUAGACGAGUACCUUGAACGAAUAUCUACACAAAUUUCCACGCGACGAGGAGGAUUUUCACGUGAGAAGCCAGUGUUUAAUUAUAUAAGCGACUUGAUCGGACGAAGGAAAGACACAAAGGUCGCUACACUGUAGAGAUGCUCCGUUUCCUUCAGUAUGUUUAAAGAGCCACACGAUUUAAA